This is a messenger RNA of Engraulis encrasicolus (European anchovy), 850 nucleotides long. Its product is annotated as cystatin-like. The record is from RefSeq and is a predicted model, not a curated record. NCBI's taxonomy places the organism in Eukaryota, Metazoa, Chordata, Actinopteri, Clupeiformes, Engraulidae. The coding region runs from base 117 to 557 and encodes 146 amino acids. The transcript has 3 exons. Gene Ontology annotation, molecular function: cysteine-type endopeptidase inhibitor activity. Gene Ontology annotation, cellular component: vesicle; cytoplasm.
UUGUUUAUAUAAUUCCGCAAACAGCCGAAGUGAUUCAGGCCCCGGUACCUGCGAUACUAGUUUCAGCCUAUACUCUUCGUCGUCUGGAAGACACGACAACCAAAACUUCAAGAAUUAUGUGGAAGACUUUAUUACUAAUUUUGCCAGCGGCUUUUGCGCUGUCGAACGCUGCUAUGGUUGGAGGUCCUGCUGAUGCUGACAUCAAUGAAGAAGGAGUACAAAAUGCCUUGCAGUACGCAGUGGUUGAACACAACAAAGGAACAAACGAUAUGUACAUCUCAAAAGUGGCGAACGUGGUCAAGGUCCAGAAACAGGUUGUUGCUGGGAUGAAGUACAUUUUCACUGUGGAAAUGGGAAGGACACCUUGCAAGAAAGGCGGCGUGGAGCUUAACUGCGAGGUGCACACUGAUUUGGAGCUGGCUAAGCCCUACACAUGCACUUUUGAGGUCUGGAGCCGCCCAUGGGUGAAGGUGAACGGAAUUAAGCUGGUCAAGAACCAGUGCAUGCACCCCACUCCUGCUCCACCCAAGGAGGCACAACCCGCCCCCGUCGCAUAAACGCACAGCGUAAUAAACAUAUCCGUAUCCACUCCAGAUAUGGUUUGCCAAAUACAGCAAGUCAUUUAAUCAUGUAGAGUAUAUUUUCAGACUUUGUCAGGCUUUGGAGUUCUAUCACCCUAAUAUUCAUGCAGCAUUUGGUUUGGUUAAAUGAUUGGCACUGAUGUUAACGAUUGUUUUGUAAGAAUCGCCCCAUUACUAAAGUUUUGCCGUCUAAUCUACACAGUACUGCUAACAUCUUUGUGUUUUCAUUGCACAUGACCUUAAAUAAAUAAAGGUUUUAGUACACAAUA